Molecule: messenger RNA, 834 nt
Organism: Haemonchus placei
Lineage: Eukaryota; Metazoa; Nematoda; Chromadorea; Rhabditida; Trichostrongylidae
Source: the annotation of a GenBank genome assembly
GUUAUUUAUUUACUCCUAUCAUUGCGCUCUUGGUUUACUCCUACUUUGGAACGUAUUUUCUCAGAGAGAAUAAGACAACGAGUAGCCAAGCUGUCUGCUCCAGAAGACUCGGCGCGGGCUGCAUCACGGCCCAGGAAUCGUUCGUUAAAGAAGUCCGCAGCGGUGCAAGAUGAUGAACCGUCCUUGUUGGAUAUGGGACGGCGAGCUGCCUCAUUCGAGACAUGUCAGUCGUCCACAGUCAAAGCUUCCCCUUCACUGCGGCCGGCAUCGUUCGAUUCGCGAAUGUCGGCGUUCUCUCCGGUGGACGUGCCACGGUUGCUUGUCCACUCGCCCGCAUCGCCUCUUGCUAUGGAGCCGCCGCCGCAUGCAACCGACAGUCGUCUACUGACCGUACCCUCGCCGGACUAUCGAAAGAUGUCUUGUGAUUCACCGAAAGCCAGCGACUACAUUACAAUGGGCUUAGCUCCAGCCAUUCUCGGUCAGUUGACGGCAAUUGCGUCGACGAUGAUGACACCCAGUACGAUGGAGGAAACCAAACCGCCGCAAGUUCAAAGCAUGGAUUGUACUGCGUCACUCGAGCAGAUUACCUCAUCAUCCCUUGAUCUCCCUCUACCUCCGAGCAUAGGCCAGGAACAGGUACAACUGCCCCAGGCGUCUGCCGAGCUGCUAGCACAAAUGCCAGCUAAGUCUGUAAUACAGGACGACAUUCGCAGUGGUAACGGCAGGUUUCAACUAGUGCGCAAGCGUGGUCGUAGCGAAGUCUGGAAUCUCUUUGGACAGGUCAGCUGUUCUUCGUUACUGAAGCAAGGACUUAGUGCUUUGUUGUCUUGCUGA